GUUAAUUCAAAUAAGUCUGUCAGCAUUCUUGCGGCAGUCUGUGGAAGGAGAGUACAUAAGAUACGAAGCAAGGAGCAGCCAGGCAAUAAUGGAAGACUACUUGAAAAUAGAGAAAAUUGGAGAAGGCACCUAUGGGGUGGUGUACAAGGGCAGGCAUAAGGCCACAGGCCAGGUUGUGGCUAUGAAGAAGAUCCGUCUGGAGAGUGAAGAAGAAGGGGUCCCCAGCACUGCUGUCAGAGAGGUCUCUCUGCUUCAAGAACUGAAGCAUCCCAACGUUGUACGUCUCCUUGAUGUCCUGAUGCAAGAGUCUCGUCUCUACCUCAUCUUUGAGUUCCUGUCCAUGGACCUGAAGAAGUACCUGGACUCUAUCCCAUCUGGCCAGUGCAUGGACCCUAUGCUGGUGAAGAGCUACCUUUACCAGAUCUUGGAGGGCAUUUAUUUCUGUCACUGUCGUCGGGUCCUCCACCGGGACCUGAAACCCCAGAACCUCCUCAUCGACAACAAGGGAGUUAUCAAACUGGCAGACUUUGGUCUCGCUCGGGCCUUUGGUGUUCCUGUUAGGGUCUACACCCAUGAGGUUGUAACUCUUUGGUACCGGGCUCCAGAGGUCCUCCUGGGUUCACCUCGAUAUUCAACCCCUGUCGACGUUUGGAGCACUGGCACCAUCUUUGCUGAACUGGCCACCAAGAAGCCUCUGUUCCAUGGAGACUCUGAGAUAGACCAGCUCUUCAGGAUCUUCAGGACGCUGGGAACUCCAAACAAUGAUGUGUGGCCUGAUGUCGAGAGCCUACCUGACUACAAAAACACCUUCCCUAAAUGGAAGUCUGGCAACUUGUCAUCAAUGGUGAAAAACCUGGACAAGAAUGGCCUGGACCUACUGGCGAAAAUGUUGACCUACAAUCCUCCCAAGAGGAUCUCAGCGCGCGAAGCUAUGACUCACCCUUACUUUGAUGACUUGGACAAAUCCACCCUGCCUGCUGCCAGCAUCAACAAAAUCUAAAACACCUCACAUAACCUCACAUACAAACACACUCAUGCCCAUUGUGAAUUAUCAUUCUGUAAAUACUUGUGUGUGAAUUUGUUGUAGACCUUUAGUAAAAUGUUGUCUCUCAGCAAUGUCUUUUCAAUAAAACUGCACUUUCUGUGAUUCUCUACACUUCAAACUUAUGUUUAAUGUAUAUUUCCUGGAACUGACGGCUUGACAUACUGUAAGUUGUACAAGUUCUCAAAUGGUAAAAGAUGCUGCAUCAUGCUACGGGCAUUACCCUUUUCAUGAGCCAGGACACAAAUGAAACCUGGAUGAAUUAAGGCCAGUCUGCUUCAGGUGUGGGUUUAACAAAAAACAACAUGGGUUUCCCAUGUGCAUAUAUGCCACUUUGAAAAAAGAUCAUGAUGUUAUCAUAGCAGGGGGACCUAAAUAAGAUGAUGUGUAGGAGAGCAGCCAGAGAUGGUUAGUGCUGCGCUGUAAUAGUAUAGUAGUUUAAUGUUUCCUCUCUCUCCAUCAUUGCUGCUCAACAUUCA
Chelmon rostratus (copperband butterflyfish) is the source of this 1521-nucleotide messenger RNA. It is a transcript of the gene cdk1, whose product is annotated as cyclin-dependent kinase 1. The transcript has 8 exons. Gene Ontology annotation, cellular component: nucleus. The record is from RefSeq and is a predicted model, not a curated record. Gene Ontology annotation, molecular function: RNA polymerase II CTD heptapeptide repeat kinase activity; cyclin-dependent protein serine/threonine kinase activity; ATP binding. Lineage: Eukaryota; Metazoa; Chordata; Actinopteri; Chaetodontiformes; Chaetodontidae. Gene Ontology annotation, biological process: protein phosphorylation; G2/M transition of mitotic cell cycle; mitotic G2 DNA damage checkpoint signaling. Bases 89 to 1000 code for a protein of 303 amino acids.